Messenger RNA from Solanum verrucosum, 1218 nucleotides. RefSeq lists its product as uncharacterized. The transcript has 3 exons. The record is from RefSeq and is a predicted model, not a curated record. Gene Ontology annotation, molecular function: zinc ion binding; nucleic acid binding. The coding region runs from base 1 to 1218 and encodes 405 amino acids. NCBI's taxonomy places the organism in Eukaryota, Viridiplantae, Streptophyta, Magnoliopsida, Solanales, Solanaceae.
AUGUGUCCCAUAGAGUGGGAAGUGUUCAAAUCCGCAGUUCUUGCUAGAUACUUUCCCCGGGAAUUGAUGGACGCUAAGGUUGAGGAAUUCAUCUACCUUCGUCAAGGGAACAUGAGUGUGAAAGACUGCUCACACAAAUUCACUCAAUUGUCCAAGUAUGCUCCAUCUUUAGUGUCAAGUCCAAGAGAUGAAAUGAUUGAGGAGUCAAGACUUAGGAAGAAGAAUAGGGAAGUGAAGAGAGCAAGGAUCGAUGAUGGGAAUUCUUCCAAGGGUAAAUCUGAGGGUCAAGGACAACCAAGGUUCAAGAGAAGGUUCUCCAACCAUAGCUCAUCUAGUGCUCCAAGGGUCAAUAACGCUAGGGUGUCUAACCCUAAGCCUCAAGGAGGAUAUAGUGGUGGAUCUUCUAUGGUGAGGCCUAUUUGUUCCAAGUGUGGCAAGAAAAAUGAUGGUAAGUGCCUAGUUGGCACGAAUGGUUGCUAUUGUUGUGGGAAGAGAGGUCAUAUGAUGAGGAAUUGUCCCAUGCUUAAGAAUCAAGUAAGAGAGGGCAAGCAAGUACCUCCUAGUAUUUCAAAUUCCGAUGCUCCCAAGAAGAACCACUUCUAUGCUCUUCAAUCCCGAGGUGACCAAGAGAGCUCCCCAAAUUUAGUGACCGGUAUAUUACAAAUCUUUUCUAUUGAUGUAUAUGCAUUGUUAGAUCCCAGUGCCAACUUGUCCUUUGUGACACCUUUUGUGGCCAUGAAAUUUGAAAUACUCCCUGAAGUGUUAAUAGAGCCUUUUUCGGUUUCUACCUCGGUUGCCGACUUUGUUAUUUUGGAUUGUGAGAUUGAUAUUGAGGUGCCUAUUAUAUUUGGUAGGGCUUUUUUGGCUACCGAAAUAGCACUUGUGGAUGUUGAAAGUGGUGAACUGAAAUUUUGGGUAAAUGACGAGGAAGUUACUUUCAAUGUGUGCGAAUUGAUAAAGCAUGUGGUUUCAACUCUUGAUGUGAUUGAUAAGGCAGUGGCUAGUGUAUGUGAUGUGUUUUGUAUGGGGGAACCUUUUGCAGAUGUCCUUUCAAAUUAUGAUGAGGAGGGAGUUCAAGGUUAUGAUGAAGUUGUGGCUGCUUUAUCGGGGUUAGGUUCCUACUCCAAGAAUCCAUUGAAGCUCGACUUUGACCUCAAAAAUCGAAAAACUCCCCCCCCGCUAAACCAUCCAUUGAAGAACCACCAAAGCUUGAGUUGA